UCGAAGGGCUUUGAUGGAUGAAUACUAGUAGGGUGGUGGUGGUGGUGGUGGUGGUGGUGGUCGGGAAUGAGGGGUUUUAUUGGUGGUUGAGCCACGCCCGCGUCCUGCCCUCCUGGACCGUGUCCGGGAGUGUGGGUCCGUCCGUCCGUCCGUCUGGAGCGUCCGGAACGUCCUCGACCGCCGCGCAGACCCGUCGCCCAGCGUCGCUCGCCUGGGUCUCAGGAUGCGGUCUCUGUGCCGGGGUCUCCGAUCUGGAUGGAAGUGAUGACGGCUUGGAUGAUUGGGUUGCGGGCAACCCGGCCCUCUGGGUACUGGCCUAGUUCUUGUGAUUGAGGCGGUCACGGUAGGUGGCCGGAGUUUGCGUACUCGCGUGUGCGUGUGUCUACGGACUCGGCCGUUUGAACGGACUAUAUCUCGUAUUGCGGUAUCUACAUAUCAUACAUGCAUACUAUCCAUCUAGCUGGCUUAGGCAACGGCAUUUGCGUGUAGCGUUCUUGCACACAUCCACAUUUUUAUUACGCUCGCUCGCUUCGAUACAUACCUACUGUCUGGAUCUAUGCAUUGGGAUACAGUGCUGAGAGUGCGUAUUAAUUGAUUCUGAUUUAGUAGGCUCUGGACUGGGAGGGGCAGAC
This is a messenger RNA of Rhodofomes roseus, 632 nucleotides long. RefSeq lists its product as uncharacterized. Bases 18 to 320 code for a protein of 100 amino acids. Lineage: Eukaryota; Fungi; Basidiomycota; Agaricomycetes; Polyporales; Fomitopsidaceae. The record is from RefSeq and is a predicted model, not a curated record. The transcript has a single exon.